CGCUGUGGGGGCUCUGGAGCGGGCGGCUCUCGGCUCUCGGGCGGCCGCUGCGCUCGCUCGCUCGACACUCACUCGCCCGGAGGUUUCCCCGCCGGCCGCGUCCCGUCCCGUCCGCUCCCUGCGAACUCAGUGUGCCCUCUGCACGUCCCCGGGCCCGCUCCCGCCCGGUUACGCCAGACGCCGAUCUGCCCGACGGCGACAUGGGCGUCCCCCUAGUCCUGGAGGCUGGCAGCCGGCGCUGGGGGCCUGUGCUCCUCGCCUUCUUCCUGGCUGCCUCCCGAGCAGGUCUGGUGGCAGCGUUCAAGAUCACCACACCAUAUUCCCUGUAUGUGUGUCCUGAGGGGCAGAAUGUCACUCUCACCUGCAGACUCUUGGGCCCCAUGGCCAAAGGGCACGACGUGACCUUCUAUAAGACCUGGUACCGCAGCUCACGGGGCGAGGUGCAGGCCUGCUCGGAGCACCGGUCUAUCCGCAACCUCUCGUUCCAUGAUCUUCACUUGCAUCACAGUAGCCACCUGGCCAAUUCCAGCCAGGAUCUGGCACAGCGCCACGGGUUGGAGUUGGCCUCCGACCACCACGGCAACUUCACCUUCACCAUGCGCAACCUGACCUUGCUGGACAGUGGCCUCUAUUGCUGCCUGAUGGUGGAGAUAAGGCACCACCACUCAGAGCAGCGGCUCUACGGAGCCAUGGAGCUGCAGGUGCAGAGAGGUGAAGAAGCACCAUCCAAAUGUAUCCCAUACCCAUCUUCCUCUAAGGAGAGUGAAAGUAUCACGGCUGCCGCCCUGGCUACAAGUGCCUGCAUCGUGGGCAUCCUCUGCCUCCCUCUCAUCCUGCUCCUGGUCUACAAGCAGAGGCAGGUGGCCUCCAACCGCCGUGCCCAGGAGCUGGUGCGGAUGGACAGCAGCAACGUUCAAGGAAUUGAAAACCCGGGCUUUGAGAACUCUCCACCCUCCCAGGGGAUGGUGGAGGCCAAACCCAGGCCUCCCCUGUCCUAUGUGGCCCAGCGGCAGCCUUCUGAGUCUGGGCGGCACCUGCUCUCUGAGCCCAACACUCCUCUGUCUCCACAAGGCCCCGGCGAUGUCUUCUUCCCCUCCCUAGACCCUGUCCCCGACUCCCCAAACUCCGAGGCCGUCUAGACCAGCUGGGUGCCAGUAGGCAGCUGUGGCUGGGCCUGGGGCAGGUGCAUUUGAGCCAGGGCUGGCCCUCUGAGUGGUCCCUUGGCCUUGGCCCCAUUUCCUGCCUCCUGCUCCAAGCCCAGAUUCUUUGAGGUCCCCCUGAUGGUCUGACCUUCGACCCCUCGUGGCAGAAGGGAGAAGGUACUGGAUCACUCAAUCCCUGUCUCAAAGACAGUCAGGUGCUGGGAACCCACCCCAGAGGCCUGAAAUUCACCAGCUACUGAUGCCAAAUGACCUACAUCCCAGAAGCCUCAGAACUGCCAGCUUCGUGGCAGCCUCUCUCCCUGGGACAUGAGCCUUGGGACCUGUCGGUGCAGGUGGGCACUGGACAUGCCUCUCAGCGCCCCCCUCCGGGCAUGAGACACAAGACACGCUGUGGAGAGACUCCUCCCCACUGUGAUGACCCAGCUCCCCCAUCUCACCUGAGGCUGCUCAUCUGUCAGACUCACUCUUUGUACCCAGGGGGCUCCGGGGCUGGGCCUGCCUGGCCCUGGGCCACGGGGGCCUUUCCUGGCUACCUCCCAGCAGCAAACUCACUGAGGAGCUGUCAACAGGUUAAGCAAAUCUGGGGCUGCCACUGCCUAUACUCUGGUUCCCACAGUUCAUUGGCCAGAGGUCCCCAAACGGGAAGUAUACACUGGGGCACGGUGGCCACUGUGAGCCAACUGGCCUCUUGAGCAAUGCGAAUGAGGCCAGAGAUUGCACUACCCACCACAGAUGGGGGUGGGGGUGGGGAGCCGGCGGGGCCUGCUGGGAAGGUGAGAGGGCUCCCCCGCCCCUGAACCAUGUGGUCAAGGAGAUAGUGACCACAUAAUGUAUUGCCCAAACUGUGACACUUUUGAGUCUGAAGAAGGGGUGCUAUUAAAAACUACAUGGGCAACAGUGCGAACAAACCCCGUGGACAGAUGCUAAGAGCUGGGUUUAAACCCCGACUCUGCUUCCGAGGGGCCUGAAGCCCAGGGAUCCCUCCCUGCCCCAUUCUGUUCCAUUCCGUCUGUGCUGAGCCUUCACUGCAGAGCGACCCUAUCAGGUGGGAGGAGCGGGCAUGUCCAUGGAAAGGCUUGUGCCCUCUGCUCUGGACCCUCUGCUCCCAUCUCCUGCUUCAGGGCCUGACCCGGGUUUGUUUUUCUACACGUACACGAGGGGCGUCCUUGGUGGAAUUAAAAAGUUUUAAUGGAUGGA
Molecule: messenger RNA, 2360 nt
Organism: Sus scrofa (pig)
Lineage: Eukaryota; Metazoa; Chordata; Mammalia; Artiodactyla; Suidae
Gene: VSIR
Product: V-set immunoregulatory receptor
Biological process (GO): regulation of immune response; negative regulation of alpha-beta T cell activation
Cellular component (GO): plasma membrane
Source: RefSeq, a predicted model, not a curated record